UCUGACCCCAGCGCAUGGGUUUCUCUUUCCGGGACAAGAUGGCGCCGUCCACGCCACUACUGACAGUCCGAGGAUCAGAAGGACUUUACAUGGUAAAUGGACCACCACAUUUUACAGAAAGCACAUUGUUUCCAAGAGAAUCUGGGAAAAAUUGCAAAGUCUAUACCUUUAGUAAGGAUGGCACCUUGUUUGCCUGGGGCAACGGAGAAAAGUUAAAUAAAUAUUAUCAAUGUCACUAACAAGGGACUACGGCACUCCUUCGACCUCCCAAAGGCAGUUUGCCUUGAGUUCUCGCCAAAAAACACUGUCCUGGCAACAUGGCAGCCUUACACUACUUCUAAAGAUGGCACAGCUGGGGUACCCAACCUACAACUUUACGAUGUGAAAACUGGUACAUGUUUGAAGUCUUUCAUUCAGAAAAAAAUGCAAAAUUGGUGUCCAUCAUGGUCAGAAGAUGAAACUAUCUGUGCCCGAAAUGUUAACAAUGAAGUUCACUUCUUUGAAAACAACAAUUUUAACACAAUUGCAAACAAAUUGCAUUUGCAAAAAAUUAAUGAUUUUGUGUUAUCACCUGGACCCCAACCAUACAAGGUGGCUGUCUAUGUUCCAGGAAGUAAGGGUGCACCUUCAUUUGUUAGAUUAUAUCAGUACCCCAAUUUUGAUGGACCUCAUGCAGCCUUAGCUAAUAAAAGUUUCUUUAAAGCUGAUAAAGUUACAAUGCUAUGGAAUAAAAAAGCUACUGCUGUGUUAGUAAUAGCUAGUACAGACGUUGACAAGACAGGGGCGUCCUACUACGGGGAACAAACGCUGCACUACAUUGCAGUGAACGGAGAAAGCGCUGUCGUGCAGCUACCAAAAAAUGGCCCCAUUUAUGAUGUCGUUUGGAAUUCUAGUUCUACUGAGUUUUGUGCUGUUUAUGGUUUUAUGCCUGCCAAAGCGACAAUUUUCAACUUGAAAUGUGAUCCUGUUUUUGACUUCGGAACUGGUCCUCGUAAUGCAGCCUACUAUAGCCCGCAUGGACAUAUAUUAGUACUAGCUGGGUUUGGAAAUCUGAGGGGACAAAUGGAAGUGUGGGAUGUUAAAAACUACAAACUUAUUUCUAAACCAGUGGCCUCUGAUUCUACAUAUUUUGCUUGGUGCCCUGAUGGUGAGCAUAUUUUAACAGCCACAUGUGCUCCCAGGUUACGUGUCAAUAAUGGGUACAAGAUUUGGCAUUAUACUGGCUCUGUCUUGCACAAGCAUGAUGUGCCAUCAAAUGCAGAAUUAUGGCAGGUUUCUUGGCAGCCAUUUUUAGAUGGAAUAUUUCCAGCAAAAACGAUAACUUACCAAGCAGUUCCAAGUGACGUACCCGGUGAAGAACCUAAAGUUGCAACAGCUUAUAGACCUCCAGCUUUAAGAAAUAAACCAAUCACCAAUUCCAAACUACAUGAGGAGGAACCACCUCAGAAUAUGAAACCACAAGCAGGAAAUGAUAAGCCAUUAUCAAAAACAGCCCUGAAAAAUCAAAGGAAGCAUGAGGCUAAGAAAGCUGCAAAACAGGAAGCAAGGAAUGAAAAGAGUCCCGAUUUGGCACCUACUCCUACCCCACAGAGCACACCACGAAAUACUAUCUCGCAGUCAACCUCUGGAGACCCUGAAGUAGACAAAAAAAUCAAGAACCUAAAGAAAAAACUGAAAGCAAUCGAACAACUGAAAGAACAAGCCGCAGCUGGAAAACAGCUAGAAAAAAAUCAGUUGGAGAAGAUUCAGAAAGAGAAAGCCCUUCUCCAGGAGCUGGAAGAUUUGGAAUUGGGUAUUUAAACAUUCACAGAAAGCCAAUUGUUACCAGAAAUCAGUGCAAACACAUUUUCUGAUAAACCCAUUGGUGUACAUGAAAUACCCAUGUACCCACAUUUAAUGUUCAUCUAUAAUUUUAACCAUUUAUCCAAGAUUCUGCAUAUGUAUAAAAUUAUUUAAUAAUGUCUAUUAAAUUGAUUUUUACAUCCUGCAUCCUAUGCCAUGUCAACACAUGAUGUAGAAAAGAAAUACAUGAAUUUCUUUAGUAAGCCUGACAGAUUGAAAGACGAUGUCAUUGCUUUUUUUAGUAGAGGAUAGUAUUUACCAUAUAUGUGAAUAAAAACAAUUUAAAUUUAA
Molecule: messenger RNA, 2133 nt
Organism: Prionailurus viverrinus (fishing cat)
Lineage: Eukaryota; Metazoa; Chordata; Mammalia; Carnivora; Felidae
Gene: EIF2A
Product: eukaryotic translation initiation factor 2A
Exons: 14
Coding region: 424-1800 (458 amino acids)
Biological process (GO): translational initiation
Cellular component (GO): cytosolic small ribosomal subunit
Molecular function (GO): translation initiation factor activity; ribosome binding; tRNA binding
Source: RefSeq, a predicted model, not a curated record